AAACCAAAAGCGAAGGCCCCCCUUCCUCCCGCUGAGACGAAGGGCAUGGGUGUUUCUUCUUCUGAGGAGCCUGGAGAAUCGACUGCUGUCACCGCGGAGCGAAAUGAAAAUAUGGUAGAUAAAGACAUUGACCUCUCGGUGGUCCUGCCUGGAGACAUUCUCAAAUCUACUACUGUUCCUGGCAGUAAGCCAAUGAUGGACUUGCUCGUGUUCCUCUGCGCACAGUAUCACUUAAAUCCGUCAAGCCACACAAUUGACUUACUGUCUGCCGAAGAGAAUCUCAUCAAAUUUAAGCCAAACACACCAAUAGGAAUGCUGGAGGUAGAGAAGGUCAUUUUAAAGCCAAAAUCUCUAGACAAGAAGAAGCCUACACCGAUAAUCCCAGAGAAAACUGUCCGGGUCGUGAUUAACUUUAAGAAAACCCAGAAGGCCAUAGUGAGAGUUAGUCCCCAUGCACCGCUGCAAGAUCUUGCUCCCAUUAUAUGUAGCAAAUGUGAGUUUGAUCCCUUGCAUACAGUGUUGCUGAAGGACUACCAGGCUCAGGAGCCCCUGGACUUGACAAAAUCUCUUAAUGACUUGGGACUAAGAGAGUUAUACGCCAUGGAUAUCAGCAGAGCCCCCUCUGUCACUGCCUUCCGUAAGUCAUCUCUCCAAGAGUCCUGCCAAGUACUGCAGACCCCAGACAUUGUGAAGGAGAAAGAAAACCGAGGGAUUUUCAGCUUUUUCCAGCGCAGUAAGAAAAAGCGGGAACAGACUGCCAGCGCACCUGCGACCCCGCUAGUGAGCAAGCACCGUCCGUCUUUUACAAGGUCCAACACCAUUUCCAAACCCUACAUUUCCAACACACUACCCUCGGACGCGCCCAAGAAGAGGCGCGCCCCGCUGCCCCCUAUGCCCACGUCGCAGGGCACUGUGCAAGGCCAGGAGAGGCGAGCUUCGUGCGUGGUGAGAUCCACAAGCGUGGACGACGCUGACAAGAAUUCCACGGAUGGGAUCAUGAUGAGGACAGGGUCACUGCAGCUCAGUAGCUCCUCAGGAACUUUGUCUCUGAAAAGAACAAAGCGAAAAGCACCUGCCCCACCUUCGAAAACGCCUCUGCAGAACGAUGACAGCAGCCCUGCGUCUGAUAAUGCCCUGCUUUCAGAAGAUGGAGUUGCUCCAGACAGCGCUUUGGAAGCAGACUCUCCUGAGGUGCUGUCCAGCCUAGAUGGCUCCCCUGGCCCCCGGUUCCUAAGCCAGGAGCAGUGUACUGUGCCCAAGCCGGCGGAUGAACUCUCGCUCUCUGAGGGCCCUGGAACUCCAGAGGCAGCUGUAGCAUCCUUGACGUCUGGCGUGAGCUCUGAUUAUAGUCUUGAGGAGAUCGAUGAAAAGGAAGAACUGGGUGAGCCAUCCAAAGAUCAGGCGGGAAGUGGUUCUGUGAAAUCGCCUGACGUCCCUUCGGAAUCUACUGAUAGAAUCAAUUCGUUGGAGAAUGAUCCUGACUCAGCCCUCAGCCUUAGUGAUGGAGAGGCCUUGCCAAGCUCCAAGGGACGAAGCCAAGAAGGCAGAAACACAGAGGGAAAAGGGCCAUAUAAUCCUGUCAUAAAUGAUAUGAACAAUGAAGACACAGUAUCUGACCGUAUUAGAGACUUGAAGACAUUGGAACCAAACCAAGAGCAUGUUCAAAAUGAAAUUAUGGUCUGUGCCACAAACACAGAUUAUGUGAGAGACAGACUGAGGAAACCAGAAACCGCCAGAGAAGGCCAAGCCCCAGAGAAAGCCGUGGACGUGGAAGCUAGUGGACUCUCAGGCUCUCCAGUGUGUAGAACGGAUCAUGCUGCACCAUCAGGACCAGAUCAAAAAACGAAUCAACCAAGCGUAGAAAAGACGAAGAUGCAAGAUGCAGCAAUUCAGGCCAGCCCUGCCUGCAGCAGUUUUGAUGGGAAUCAUGCAGACCAUAAUUUGUCUGACCUCAAGGUUGAUGAGAGUGUGCAGACUUCAGCUAGCAGCAGAUCAACCCAGCACUCGUCCUCAAGUCUCCAAGAUUCUGUAAAUGCCUCAAAGGCAUCCAGGAGUCCCAGCACCCCAACACAUGUCCCAGAGAGACUCCCCGUGAAAGAGGCAGCUUGUGCAUCUGGGAACGAUGGCCCUCUGUCUCCUGUAGACGGAAGUGACAAGAUUCCAGCUGCUCUUUACCAAAAGAAUUCUCCACUUUACAGACAGGACUACAGCCCCAAGCCAAAACCGUCAAAUGAAAUUACGAGAGAGUAUAUCCCUAAAAUUGGAAUGACAACGUACAAAAUAGUGCCUCCCAAAUCCCUGGAGAUAGUGAAAGCCUGGGAAUCGGAAACAGUGGAGGAUAAAGAUGGCCAAAAGAUGCAUGCAGUAGGGCAGAAGCAUGUGCUUGAGAAUACGAAAGAAACAGCCAUGCAAACAGAAGAAGCCCUUGCUACUUCCAGAGGCUCCCAGGAGCCUCAACCUGACCUUAAACCAAAGCCCAGCCCAGGCACAGAGCGCCCUUUGCACAGGACUCUGAGCUCACCUACUGGUGCCGAGAACCCUCCGAAACCUCCCAGGGUGACUAUGGACACUGGCGGCGUUCCGUUUGCACCAAAUUUGGAAGACAUAAACAACAUUCUGGAGACAAAAUUUCGAGCCCGAGCUUCAAAUCCCCAGGCCAAACCAAGUUCGUUUUUUUUGCAGAUGCAGAAGAGAGCAUCAGGCCACUAUGUGACUUCUGCAGCUGCUAAGAGUGUCCACACGGCUCCAGGGCCUACCCUCAAAGAACCAGCAACCAAAGAGGCGCAGAGAGACUCACGGCCCCCUCCAGAGCAAAUUCUUUCUCCCUUAAGUGAAAGAACUCAUUCUGCCCCGCUGCCCAAUAUUUCAAAAACUGAUGGAAUCAUCCAGAAGCCUGCUGAGAUAUCUCUUCCUUCUGUAGCUCCCAAGCCUGUGGCUCCUCCUGCUGAGAUCUCUCCUCCCCCUGUGGCUCCCAAGCCUGUGGCUCUUCCUCCUGAGACCACUCCGCCCCCUGUAGCCCCCAAACCUGUGGCUCUUCCUCCUGAGACCUCUCUUCCCCCUGUAGUCCCCAAGCCUGUGGCUCUUCCUCCUGAGACCUCUCUUCCCCCUGUAGCCCCCAAGCCUGUGGCUCUUCCUCCUGAGACCUCUCUUCCCCCUGUAGCCCCCAAGCCUGUGGCUCUUCCUCCUGAGACCUCUCUUCCCCCUGUAGCCCCCAAGCCUGUGGCUCUUCCUGGUGGUCAGGGGGCAUCACUAAACCUGAAGACCUUGAAAACUUUCGGGGCCCCACGACCCUUCUCCAGCUCUGGCCCCUCACCCUUUGCCCUUGCUGUGGUGAAGCGGUCACAGUCGUUCAGUAAAGCGCGUCCAGAGUCACCCAAUGAGGACUGCUCUGCCCAGCCUGCAGCUGACAGGGAGGGUGAAAAGACACACACAGUAAAUAAACCUGCGGUGGUUCCCCAACACGAUGAUGUUGAUAAGAAAAAUAAACCUGUACCGAACGAACAGAGUUCUCAAAUGCUGACUCCAGCUGAUGGCCCAUCGUUCACCCUUAAGAGGCAGAGUUCUCUAACAUUCCAAAGCUCUGACCCGGAGCAGGUUCGGCAGAGCUUGCUGACCGCAAUCCGAUCUGGAGAGGCUGCCUCCAAGUUAAAGAGAGUUACUGUGCCGUCCAAUACAAUAGCUGUGAAUGGGAAGUCAGGACUCAGCCAUGCCGUGUCCUCUGAUGCCCAGGACAGUCGCUAACAUUGCCCUGCUGCAACACACUUCACUGACCAGCUUUCUUCCUACAAGGGAUAUCAGAAGAUGUAUAUUCAGAUGUACAUUAAUAUAUAAAUCUGUUCAAGAAUAAGCAUUUGUGUUAUGGAUUUAAUGCCAAAAGAAACAUGGCUAGAAUUUAUAAUUUAUAAUAUUGUUUGGUCUUUUUUGUCAUAACUAGGUAGUGCUGCUUUAGAAACUAAACAAGGUGUAAAUGACUUGUUUUUUUCCCCCCACUGCUGAAUAGUCACAGCUUAGUGAUUUUCUUUCUUUUAUUUAUGGACAUACUGUGUACCAUGAAACACAGGUGUACAUUGAGAUUUAUGGACAUAUUGUAUGACAGAAACAGACAAGCACAGACUAACAUUUACUGCCUCAGUGUUAGACUUUAAUUAGAAGUAAAUUAUAAUAAAGCCUUUUGGCUGAAAGAUAUCGAAAACUAGUAAAUCAAAUAAAUAAUGUUCAAUUAUUUUUAUUGAAGGACCACUUCGUGUGAGACUUAUUUUAUGCAUUCUUUAAUUACAAGUGAGUGACAGAUCUAUAGGAAAUAAUAAUAUUACUUUUUAAGUAUAUCACUUUAACCUUUAGUAGUUAAAUUGCACAAGGAUAUUUUAAGAUGCUUUCUGUAUAUAAUUAUGAUGGUGUUGCACAGAUAUUACAUAUUUUCUAAUGCCAGAAGUCUUAAAAUAUUCCUAUUAAAACGUUGAUAUAUUAUGGCAGAUAUUUCCCGUUUGGUAUAUCGGGAUAAUAGGGGCUAGUUUAUGUCCACAUUCAGAACUUUAAAGACUAGUUAGAAGUUUACAAGAUGUUGAUUUAAUUAAAAUAAAAUGCUGUAUUAGUCAUUUAUGAAGCUCAGAUGCUAAUUGUCUAAAUAAUAAUAUAUAUUUUCCUGAAAGCCAGACUGGUUAAGGGGAACAAUACUUGAUAUGUACUUGGCUUAUAGUGAUCCUAGAGUCUAGAACACAUUGGUGUUCUGAAUUUCCUUAAGAAUUUAAUUGAUCAUUUAUUCCAGAGACUGUUCAAACAGCCUGACACUGUUUUGAAUCUUACUAAAGAUACUGGGAUGUCUGCCAUUUUGACAAAUAUGAGUUCUUUUUCCAUUUAAUAAAAGCAAGUUAUAUAUUUGAA
Myodes glareolus (Bank vole) is the source of this 4881-nucleotide messenger RNA. The record is from RefSeq and is a predicted model, not a curated record. Lineage: Eukaryota; Metazoa; Chordata; Mammalia; Rodentia; Cricetidae.